Molecule: messenger RNA, 1409 nt
Organism: Setaria italica (foxtail millet)
Lineage: Eukaryota; Viridiplantae; Streptophyta; Magnoliopsida; Poales; Poaceae
Product: actin-related protein 2/3 complex subunit 3
Exons: 4
Coding region: 576-1100 (174 amino acids)
Biological process (GO): Arp2/3 complex-mediated actin nucleation; regulation of actin filament polymerization
Cellular component (GO): Arp2/3 protein complex; cytoskeleton
Molecular function (GO): actin filament binding
Source: RefSeq, a predicted model, not a curated record
AGCCCGUCCGAGGCCCUCCUCUUCCGUUCCCCUCUCUCCGCUUCCUCCCUCCGCACCGCCGCCGUCGUCCGCCCUACGCGCCGCCGUCGUUCCUCCUCCUUUCCGACUCAGAUCGACCAUACUCCGCCCGGAUCGAGCCCCAGGCACCACAAAUCGGCGUUCUUCCACUCGAAUCGAGUCCCAAGCGCCCCGGAUCGAGCCCCAAGCGCUCGGAUCUCGCUGGGCAUCCUCUUCCCUCCUCCCCUAGCGCCGCCGUCGAUUCCGUCCUUGAGGUGGAUAAGGGGACUUGCCAGGGGGGAGGGCGAGUGCUAAGAGGCCGUUAACCGUUCCUUCACAAGAACAAAACACAUUCCAUUCCAUUGCCAUUUAUACCUCACAACCUCCUCCAAAUCCCCAAUCCUCCUCUCCCCCCAGAUUUCGUCUCCUCCUCCGGCUUGCUCUCUUCUCCGGCCACGUCCAGGCUUGAUCCGCCUAUUCCAACUCGGGGAACUGCCACGCCGCUGCUGGGCCGGCCAGAUCGCCGGCGCAGCCUUUCAGGACGAGAAAGCAGCUUCAGCACCUGAGGAACCGGCAAAAUGGUUUAUCACUCUAGUUUCGUUGAUGAUGAUGGUAUCACCAAAGCUUGCGGCUGUCCUUUGCUUCCACUAAAAACUCAUAUUAAGGGCCCAGCCCCAGCCUCUGACCCAGAUAAAGCAGACAUAGUUGAUGAAGCCAUAACUUUCUUUCGAGCAAAUGUUUUCUUCAAAAACUUCCGUGUGAAAAGCACAGCAGACAAGUUACUGAUCUAUCUGACAUUUUACAUAAAUAUUGCCUUGAAAAGGCUAGAAGGCUGCAGGACGUUAGCUGUUGGGACUAAGGCGAUCAUUAAUCUGGGCUUGGAGAAAGUUCCUGUGCCUGGGGAACCAGGGUUUCCUUUCCCUGGACUUUUCACUCCUCCCGAGUCCCAGGAGGAAGCAGAACUUUUGAGGAAUUAUUUGAAGCAGAUAAGGGAGGAAACAAGUGGAAGACUGCUCAACUGUGCAUACAGAGCUAAUGGCUUUCCAAACAAAUGGUGGUUGGCUUUUGCGAAGAGGAAGUUCAUGAACAUUGUCAUCCUUUAGACGACAUAGGCAUUUUCAGCAACACGUUAGAGUUGUUUGUAGGAAUCCUGGUUGGUAUCACUUAUGAUUAUGUGAAGUCAAAGUUCUCUACUAAAUUAAAUUAUCUGUUGCAAAUUUGGAUGAAUGGAGAACUCAAGCUGUCAUGUUGUCUAGCCUAUUUUCUCCCCAGUUCUCUCUGAAUCCAAACCUUAAACUGGGCAUAUUCUCAAAUGAUGUGUCUAAUCUAAAAACGAGAUGAUAUUUUGUAUAGAUGUUUUUAAUCUUUUGCCUACUGCAAAUGUGGCAUAUAUAUAUUGUAGUAAUUAUUAA